Messenger RNA from Gymnodraco acuticeps, 4905 nucleotides. It is a transcript of the gene zdhhc9, whose product is annotated as zinc finger DHHC-type palmitoyltransferase 9. Gene Ontology annotation, biological process: protein targeting to membrane; peptidyl-L-cysteine S-palmitoylation. The record is from RefSeq and is a predicted model, not a curated record. Lineage: Eukaryota; Metazoa; Chordata; Actinopteri; Perciformes; Bathydraconidae. Gene Ontology annotation, cellular component: Golgi apparatus; endoplasmic reticulum. Gene Ontology annotation, molecular function: protein-cysteine S-palmitoyltransferase activity. The coding region runs from base 661 to 2076 and encodes 471 amino acids. The transcript is spliced from 9 exons.
AACCGAGGGCUGGCUCCUGCAGGAGGAAAAAAGAAUUUAACAGCUUUACAUGUUUCCUCCAUACUGACUGCUGUCUCCUAAUUCUGAAGGAUUUUAAUUUAUUUUUUAAUACAAGAAGGCAUAUUGUCCACGUCCAGCCGCAUGGUCAAAGUGUAAUGUCUGGGAACGCCUUUUAUGAUUUAUCGAGAUGAUAUGAAUGUCACUCGGUCAAGAUCCCGAUGCAACAGCCCCAGCCGGAUUUUCUUGCUCCUUGUGGGAAACAUCUGCUGCGAGCAUUUGGAUUAAUUUCUAAUUAAUAUAUUAUUUUUUAAUUAAUAUUGUCCUGUGAGAGGAUCGAGAUUGUCGGUGCAGCGUGGGAGCCCCAGUGUGGGAAUGACAUGCUGCAGUAAAGACUGGAAAUACAAAUGGACAUGAAAACACAACGAUGAUGUGACUGCGAACUACGAAAAGAAGAUGCUUUACAAUCAUCACCUUGUGCUGACAUCUUUAAUAUUACACAUUGAGUCGUUUCGGGUAUUUCUUCCUCAGUGGACUGUGUCACAUUGACUGGGCAAUAUUUGUAAGAGCUAUCAGGUUCUGAAUCAGAGGUAUCUGAAUCGUUUUACAGUAUAACAGCUGGCAUCAACCUAAAGAAGGACUGAGAUCUGAAGAGAGGGCACCAUGUCGGCGGUGAUGAUCACACGUAAGGUGCGAAAAUGGGAGAAGCUGCCGGGGAAAAACACUUUCUGCUGCGACGGCAGGGUGAUGAUGGCCCGGCAGAAGGGAGUCUUCUACCUGACCCUCUUCCUCAUUGUCGGGACCUGCUCCCUCUUCUUCGCCUUUGAAUGUCCGUACCUGGCCGUCCAUCUGUCUCCUUCCGUCCCAGUUUUCGCCAUCGUGCUCUUCUUCUUCGUCAUCGCCAUGUUGCUGAGGACGAGCUUCAGCGACCCCGGGGUGCUGCCACGAGCUCUGCCAGAGGAAGCCACAUUCAUUGAGAUGGAGAUUGAGGCUGCUAAUGGGAACGUCCCCGCGGGGCAGCGAGCCCCCCCUCGAAUCCGCAACGUUCAGAUCAACAACCAGAUCGUGAAGCUCAAGUACUGCUACACCUGCAAGAUCUUCAGACCUCCUCGAGCUUCUCACUGCAGCAUCUGUGACAACUGCGUCGACCGUUUUGAUCACCACUGUCCAUGGGUAGGCAACUGUGUGGGCAAGAGGAACUACCGAUACUUCUACAUGUUCACCCUGUCGCUCUCCCUGCUCACCAUCUACAUAUUCACCUUCGACAUCGUCCACGUGGUGAUGCGUUCAGUGGAUAAAGGCUUUUUGAACACUUUGAAGGAAACACCUGGAACGGUGCUGGAGGUGUUGGUGUGUUUCUUCACCCUGUGGUCGGUGGUGGGACUGACCGGCUUCCACACUUACCUGAUCUCCCUCAACCAGACCACCAACGAGGAUAUUAAAGGAUCCUGGUCGGGUAAGAACCGAGUCCAGAACCCGUACAGCCACAAGAACUGCUUCAAGAACUGCUUCGAGGUUCUCUGCGGGCCGACGUUCCCGAGCGUGUUGGACAGGAGAGGACUGAUGCAGGAGGAUUCAUCAUUUUCUGCUGCGUCUGCUUCACUCCCCCCCUCCAGAAGCAACCCAGUGUCACAAACCACGAAAACCACGGCUCCUCUCAUCCGCAACGAACACACACCUGAUGAGGCCAAGCGGAGCAUCGCCGCCCCUGAGGAGAAGAGCUACUCCCCCAGAGAGGAGAAUGGUUCCUCCCCCAGAGAGGAGAAGAGCUCCUCCCCCAGAGAGGAGAAGGGUUCCUCCCCCAGAGAGGAGAAGAGCUCCUCCCCCAGAGAGGAGAAGAGUUCCUCCCCCAGAGAGGAGAAGAGUUCCUCCCCCAGAGAGGAGAAGGGUUCCUCCCCCAGAGAGGAGAAGAGCUCCUCCCCCAGAGAGGAGAAGAGUUCCUCCCCCAGAGAGGAGAAGAGUUCCUCCCCCAGAGAGGAGAAGAGCUCCUCCCCCAGAGAGGAGACCCCGAAGGUCCCGCCCCUGGCUUCACCCGAGCCUGACGCAGAGGUGUCCGUCACCAAGGGCCCGGCCCAUUAGCUGCAUGAGGGGGGGGGCUCUGAUCCUGGCCGGUCAGGAAGUGAAACAUUAUCGACGUGUGAUGACUGUGCGGGGGACUCAGUUAUCCUCCGACGCCCGCCCCACAUUCCUCCAGGAGAGCAGGGUUUCUGCAGCAGCUCCUCCUCUCCCCCCCCUCUCCUCACCCGCAGAUUGACAGUGCAGGAGGGGCAUCGAUUUAAUGUAAAGUCAGCAGCUUCCUCUGUCUCCUGCACACUGCAUGGAAAAGACACGCAGGGGGAGAAGCUGCAGUAAGAACUGCAGAGAGAAAUACAAAAACUCUCCAAGCGUUUGACGUCCCAGCAGGCCACCUGUGGGAUUAUCACUACUGCUUCUGUUCUUUAUUUAAAAUAUUGCGUAAUGACAUUUAUUGUGAGAGGCCAGUUCAAAUAUAUUCCUUGCAAGUGUCUGGCAACGACGAUAUUACUUCUGGACAUGUAUAAAACUCCAUUUAUCUGUUGUGUGCACAUUACAUGCCCUAUGCAAACAUACAGAGGCUGGACGUGCAGCUUUUUGAAGAGAAGGGUUAACGGCAGGAGUCCAGGAGGACGAUCCUUAGCUGACAGAUUAAAGGCUCCUUCCAGGCAAGUCCAAUCUACCUUGUUUUAUGAUACUGCUGCAUUCAGUACUGUUAUAACUUACAUGCAUUACUUUUUUUUAAGAGAUCCAGACCAACGCCUGUCCUUCCAUUUUUAUAAAUCCAGGAUGUAGUGUGACAUCGGUGCUCUGAAGUUGCUUAACGUGAAGUCUUUUAUCCAGGAGACGCUCAGUCCCACUGUGUGAGAGGAAAGGUCUGACUUCUGAUGAUAGUAGACACUAGUAGUAACAGUGCCUUAUCAUAACAGACGCACCAACAAGUGCAACUGAAGUCGACCAACAGAUAGAUCCGUUCAUGCCACUGAUAGACAAAUGCCAACGUUUAUUCUUCUAACCACUGAACACUUAACAUCUAUUAAGUGUUCAGUGGAUCCCAACCUGGAGGGUAAGAAUUAAGGUAUCAUUUGACUAUUUGGGAAGUAGUUUAUUCACUUUCCUGAAGAGUUGGAUGAAAAGAUUUAUAUCACUACAAUAUAUGUACAGUAAAUAUGAAGCGACAGCUAAUAGACAGUUAGCUUAGCUUAGCAAAAGGACUGGAAACAAAGGGAAACAGCUAGCCUGACUCUGUCUAAAGGUAGAAUAUCAAAUUUAACACAAAGGUCCACAAUUUACACAAAUGUUUAUUAGGAUAAAAUAAUGAAGCGAUGACAUUUUCAACAGACCGUAAAUGAAGUACAUUUUCUUAAAGGGUUUUUAGCUGGAAAAUCACAAAAAUACAUCCUAGAAGGACAAUAAGCGCUCUGUUUGAACUGCUGGUUGACUUAUGGACAUGCUAAAAAGGUUGGGAACCACUGAAUUAGACAUUGUAAAGCAAAAAGGUAGUGAAGCCGUGUUGAAUUGUACAUAUUUCUGCAAGGUAAAGAUGUCAGCUGAUUGGAUAGGAGGAGAGACUAAAGCAAGGUUGUUGUUUUUUUAGCGUUUAAGUGCAGCCGGUGUUAUUCCCGCUGCCUUUGAGCUCCAGCGCCUCCUCCUGCUGAUCUUCCUCCUCCUCCUCCUCUCUCUUCCUGUUACUACAUAUUUAACACUUCUCCUUCUCCUCGCCUCCUUGCUGUGACAGUGCACCUAAAGCCGAGGUCUCCACUGCAGCCGUCUGUGGCCGCAUCAUUAAAGCAUAAAGAGCCGAGGCAAAGACGUCCUUUCUCUUCACACUUCUGUGUAUUUCAGACUUCAAAAUGGCUGCAGAGUUUAUUUGUUUUGGUCACAGGUCGCUCGAGGGGACAGCAUCCACACCGAGGACAGAGGAAGAGUUAUUCUUAGUAUUUAAAUGAUGUUAGCUGAUAGCGAGGGUUUGUAAUAGUUAUUGUGUUGUAUGCAAGACAGAGCUAGUGUUUGUGAAAUUUACCUGUGUAGAAGUUCUAGUUUGUCAACAGCAUUGUAUCAGACAUCUGCCUGAGAUUAUUUAUUACUAAGUCACAGUUUAUCCUGAAGAUCAAAAAAUCUGCCAAACACAGAGUGGAAAAGUUUGAUUAUUUAUAUUGUACCGUAAUAAUGGAGCAGUUUAGACACUUUGGAUGAUAAAGAUUCAUCUUGGCCAAUAUUCUUCAUUCUUGUUUAAUCUGUGGAUGAGUUUCUUGAUUACUAACCCUUUGUCCAAAAAAUAUUCGGUUGACAUAUUGAAGUAUUUAAUGUUGUCCAACCAGCUAUUCAAAGACCCUUCGAAAAUCAAUGAACUUUCAGAAAAUCAGAAAAUAUUUAUAUUUUAAAAAGCUGGAACUUGCACAAUUCCAGCAAAAAUAAAUUGUGCAAUUAAUUUCCUGUCGAUAAAUUGACGAACACUUUUAGCUCCACAUUCAUCUCUACAUUAGGAUGAACAUAGGAGAGAGACAGACUCACCCCCGCUGGAAGAAGCUGUACAGUGUGUGACAGUUUUGUUUCUGUGAAGUAUAAAAAAUAAACAGCUGAGUAUUUGUUGGGAAAACUUUUUAAUAAGAAGGUUUGAGACUAGUUUUUAAAGCUGAAUUUAGCGGCUGAUCUUUCUUUGUGGGAAGUAUUUGAAGACAGUUUGGUGAAUUUCAUUGAUUUGCUGUCACAGAGAAGCAAGAAUGUAUGUGAUUGAUAUUCGAUGAAAGAAGAGACGGGAGACUUUAAAAGGGACGGAUGAAGUAUGAUUUUUUGGCUCAAGCUGAGCUCUUGUACGUAUGAUUCUUGUAUUAAAAUGCCAUGACGGUCAGAUCUGAAUGCUCUGAUCAAUCAAUUUCAUGAUGUAUACAGAAA